AUGAACAGGUGCAUGGAUCCUGCACCGAGUGACAAUCGGGAGUUCUUCUGCCGAGGUCUCAAGUCCGACAGUCAACUGUGUGACUGCGAGGAGUUUUUUCCUCGAACAGAGGAUGAAGGCCACUGCGUGGAGUGUGGCCAUGGCUGCAGCAAGCACCCCCGUAAGGCUUCAAGUUGCAAACCAGCAGAAGAUCAAAGGGAUGCUGACAAACAGCCAGAUCCAAGUUCCUCGGCUGCCGUCAAGGAUAUUUUCACUCGCAUCACUGGUGGAAAAAUGGUCAACGACAACUUGAAGUCAUCCGUCACUGGCAAACGAGGAAGCCUGCCACUUGCCACUGCUCGGGACGAGGCAUUAUCGACUAUGUCUUCGACUCGGCUUGCUGGUUAUCAUAAACUGGCCAAGGGUCCAGCACCAUCGGCUGGUGUUCGGAAGGACCGAAAGGAAACUACUACUAGCUUGCAAUUGCUUGGAAGUCAAACGCGCCGGAACACGACUUCGGGUACUACGACAGCCGGGAGCGUGUUUCGUGUUGCGUCAGUUGCAAUGUUGACCUGCGGAGUUGAUCGAAACGGUCUCGUAAGGGUAUCGAAAGCCCCAAGCAAGAACGGUCAAAACGAAAUUCAGGCUAUGAAAAAUCGCGGGUGUUACCUUGAACAACAAUUCAUCAUCGAAAGUGGAUGGACGUAUCGCAAGGUCACUAGCCAGUUACGAAGUUGGUUUCCCAAGGUCUUUGAACACUUGGAUAUCCAAGGCGAGAAGCGGCAACCAGCAACAUUUCGGUCGACUUCAAGUUCUCACGACGAGAAGCCUAUUUGGCGACUCCUUAACAAGAGUGGACAAACACUAGCAGUUGUCGAUAUCGGGUUUCCGACUGGGAAUGACCUUGCGAAACACAAGGGCCGGGACAAGGCCAGCGUUAGUGAUUGUCAUCUCUGGUUUGUCACAAGGAACCGGAUUCCUGAUGAUAUCUACGAAUCUUGGAAUACACAACCUGUCGUAGCAGGUUCAGAUUCCGAACGUGAUGAUUGUAGCGAUCGAGAUGUUCUUUUUUCAGACACGGACAGUCCAGAUGAUUCAGUCAGCAACAAAUCAGAUAAUGAGCUUGCGAGUUCAUUGAUGGAACUCGAUAUGACCUCAGAAACUGAAGUCAAGGACCUGAAAGGAAAAGGAAAGAUGAAAGCGGCACUGGCUAGGUCACCAACAAUAAGCCGAAACGCGAAGCGCAGUCACACACUGCUUUCCCCGUCACCAUCAGAAACUACUACUAGGAAAGCAGCUCAGAAGAAACUUCGAGUCAAAAAGGAAUCUGCGAGUGACACCAUUCCCCUCUUUUUCAACUCCGAGUCUACAAACUCACCACCUCCAUCAACGCAACCUGCUCGAUCCAAUACUAGUAGCCAUGAAACAGUGUCGUUUCGUACUAGUCGAGUCACGGCGCCAGCUAAUGAGUUAUCCUCUCCACCCGACUUCGUGUCAGUCAGCGAGGCGGAUGUCCUGUGGCGCAACAAAAUACAGGACGACGACCCUUUUGCACCAGAAUGCAUCAAUCCUUGGGACACCCGUUAUUCUAUGUUGAAUCCCGCCAGCCUCCGACUCAUUUGAGCAGAGUCGCAAUACUCUCGCGCAACAUUUGACAGCGAACCAGUCUACAGGCACACUAAUUUGAUUGUUUUUCCAUUGCACAUUGUGGUUCUGCUACUAUCCUCAUCAUCUCAUUCCGUACUCCUACCUCACAUCCACGCGAUGCAUCACCUACUACUAAUGAUUUGCAGUCAUGUACAUGAUUUCACUCGUUACCUACUUGAACCGUUGUGUUCUCGAGACUCGAACUGAUAGUUACCAGCAUUGGCAACCAAGCCCUCGUCUGAUCGACCUACCUUGACCGUUGUGUUCUCGAGACUCGAACUGAUAGUU
Molecule: messenger RNA, 1914 nt
Organism: Suillus clintonianus
Lineage: Eukaryota; Fungi; Basidiomycota; Agaricomycetes; Boletales; Suillaceae
Exons: 7
Coding region: 1-1602 (533 amino acids)
Source: RefSeq, a predicted model, not a curated record